AUGUUAUCUCUCCUCGUCAAUUCGUAUGAGCAAGCAUCUCAAACCUUUCCCAUAACGCUCAUCCUCUCUAUCAUUACCACUCUCUACCUCCUCCGUCGCGCCCUCCUCCCAAAGCCAAUCCCCGGCAUCCCUUACAACAAAAAUGCCACCAACUCCAUUUUCGGCGACCUCCCCGAAUUCCGACGCGCCAAAAACCGCCAUACAUGGUGGGCUCUCCAAGCCGUAAAGCAUCAAUACCCUCUCGUCCAAAUCUUUAUGAAACCAUUCGGUCUUCCCUGGGUGUUUGUAGCAGAUCAUUUCGAAGCAUCAGAUAUCUGCAUGCGCCGCCUCAAGGAAUUUGAUCGUGGGGAAAUGACACGACAACAAUUUGAUGCACUUACGCCGGGUCAUCAGAUUUCGCUCAAGACGAGUGAUCCCAAGUUUAAGAAAAAUAGGGAGUUGGUUAGGGAUUUGAUGUCGACGAGUUUUCUGCAACAGACUGCUGCGCCACAGAUUCAUCAUAAGUUUGAGAAGUUGAUGGAGCUUUGGCAUCGUAAGACGCAACUUUCUGGCGGACGACCGUUUGAUAUCGCUCAUGAUAUACAAGAGGCGAUAUUUGAUAUCAUUCUUGGAGCUUCUUUUGGCGUUGACUCUGGAGCAGGUCAGAUCGGUAAGGAACUUGACGAACUCAAGGCCAAGACUACGACCGGUGGAAAAAACGACCCGUUCGAGUUCGAGCCUGUGGCACUAUACGAUGAAGACCUCAGCUGCAUGGGUACUCUAAUCGAGAGCUUCAACAUUUGCAUCAGGUUUCCGUGGCCCAUCGUGGCGCAUUUCAUUUAUCGCAACCUUUCAAUCAAGAUGAGAAAGGCGACUGCGAUGCGCGUCCAGCUUCAGGAGCGUGAGAUUGCUAAGAGUAUUGAGAGGAAAGAGAAGGGUCAUGCACAGCGCUGUGCUUUGGAUAGUAUGAUGGAGCGCGAGGAUGCCAUUGCCCAAAAGGAAGGGCGUAAACCUAACUAUCGAAGCCAAUCUAUUAUCAGCGAGCUUCUUGGCUAUCUAGUCGCAGGACAUGAGACGACCUCAGCGGUUAUAAAAUGGGGAAUGAAGUACCUAACAAAAGAUCAACGUGUCCAGUCACGCCUUCGCGAGGCCCUCCGUGAAGCACACCCCGAAGCCAUCGCACAAAAGCGUAUUCCAACCAUGGACGAGAUUCUCAAAGCUCACGUUCCCUACCUCGACGCCGUCAUCGAAGAAACCCUCCGAAACGCACGCGUCGCCCCCGUAACUCUCCGCGAAGCCGUAACCGACACCCAAAUUCUCGGCCAUCACAUCCCUAAAGGCACGACCAUCGCCUUCCUAGGUAACGGCCCAGGCGUAAUGAUGCCCAGCAUCCCUCUCGACCCCUCCAAGCGAUCCGAAGCUUCACGUGCACAUAUGGACAGGAUCCAUACCUUCGGAGAAGAGAAUAUUGGACAAUAUGUUCCUGAACGAUGGCUCUCGACAGAUGAAGAAGAGAAGACGGUAUUUGAUGCUAGCCAAGGUCCUCAGCAGGCUUUUGGCCUGGGACCGAGAGCUUGUUUUGGUAAGAAGUUGGUGUUUAUGGAGCUGAAAGCGUUUUUUACGUUUGUCUUUUGGAAUUUUAGGUUAGAGAGUGUUAAGGAUGAGUUGGCUACUGAUGAGGAGAUGCUUGCAUUGACGAGGGCGCCGAAGAAUGUUUAUGUCAAGUUGACCAAGGUGGAAUGCUGUGGAUAG
This is a messenger RNA of Fusarium coffeatum, 1731 nucleotides long. RefSeq lists its product as uncharacterized. Gene Ontology annotation, molecular function: monooxygenase activity; oxidoreductase activity, acting on paired donors, with incorporation or reduction of molecular oxygen; heme binding. NCBI's taxonomy places the organism in Eukaryota, Fungi, Ascomycota, Sordariomycetes, Hypocreales, Nectriaceae. Bases 1 to 1731 code for a protein of 576 amino acids. The record is from RefSeq and is a predicted model, not a curated record. The transcript has 2 exons.